This is a messenger RNA of Necator americanus (New World hookworm), 249 nucleotides long. RefSeq lists its product as uncharacterized. The coding region runs from base 1 to 249 and encodes 82 amino acids. The record is from RefSeq and is a predicted model, not a curated record. The transcript has a single exon. Lineage: Eukaryota; Metazoa; Nematoda; Chromadorea; Rhabditida; Ancylostomatidae.
AUGCGGAAAACAGUCAAUCAUUGUCCUGCAGACAUCGUCAUGGCACCAUCACGAUGCCCAUUGACUGAUCUCGAGGAGGCAGACGAUGUUGUUAUAUUCGCGAAAAGCAGCGCGAAACUUCAACAUGUCGUCAAUCUUGUAUCGAAGCUGGCUGCAGCCUAUGGUCUACGUCUACGCCUGAUAAAUGCAAGCAGAUGUGGAUCUCUUCGAGACCUCGAAAGGGAAUCAGGGUGGACAGACAACCGAUAG